This is a messenger RNA of Glossina fuscipes, 1488 nucleotides long. RefSeq names its product eukaryotic translation initiation factor 4B-like. The transcript has a single exon. The record is from RefSeq and is a predicted model, not a curated record. Lineage: Eukaryota; Metazoa; Arthropoda; Insecta; Diptera; Glossinidae. Gene Ontology annotation, molecular function: RNA binding. The coding region runs from base 250 to 1413 and encodes 387 amino acids.
AAUCCCGUAAUUUCUAAAUUAUCGCAAGAUAAGCUAACCUAACGUAAUAUAAAUACCUGCGAACAAUGAUGUACUUGACAAGGGCAAAAGAAUUGAACAGGUAAACAACCAAGAUUAACAUUGACUUGUGUCAAUUAUAUAAAUGCGAGCCACUUAAACCAUUCACUUCAUUGCGUGUCCUCAAGCAAGUUAACGACAACCGUUUCACUUCUGCAUUAUUGUAAUAAAUUUUCAAUCGAAAUUUGAAUUAUGAAGGGAGCUCCGUCAGGAAAGAAAGGCAGAAAAGGUAUAGCCAAAGCUAUUUCUUUGAAUGAGUUCCUAGGCGAUACUGGGACUCCCGCUGGUACCGUUCAAGUCAUCAAGAAAAUUCCAAAUUUUAAUACGGAUAGCAGUGACAGUGAUUCAUCAUCCGUUUCCCAUCAAGUUUACCAACUUCCAACAGCGCCGCGAUCUCAACAAAUUUUCGAUGAUAGCUCUAUUCCCUACGAGCCGCCAUUUGUCGCGUACUUAAGUAAUUUGCCAUUCGACGUAAACGAGACUGACAUAAAUGAAUAUUUCAAAUUAUGUAAUGUGGUAAAUGUGCGCUUGAUUCGUGAGAAUGGCGGCACGGGGCGUUUCAGAGGUUUCGGUUAUAUCGACGUAAACGCAAGGGAUGAUCUAAUACAGGCUUUGAGUUUACCGAAUCCGAAUAUAAAAGGACGUCGCAUAGAAAUUAAGCUAUCGAACGGAAUUGAGCAACAAAAUGCCAGAAAACAAGCGGGAAAUUGGCGUAGUUUCGAUAAUGAAGCUCGGGAAUCUAGUAAUUGGAGGAGCGGUGGUAAGUCAACUGAUGACACCAACUGGAGAAACGGUAAUAAAAACACGGAAAAUGCAAAAUCUGUUGAGAACCAUAACGUUGCAGGCUCUUGGAGAUUUGGUAAUCGUUCUAGUAAUAAUUUCACACGUCAAAGGUCUCCCGCGGAGGAGCACGGAAACUUGCAAGAAAGACCAAAAUUAAACUUGAAACCACGUACAUUACCAGUGUCGGAGAUAGUAACUACAUCUGAACCGGAACUAAGCAAAUCGGAAAAUAUGAUGAAAUCGAAACUUUCUGAAAGCUCAGCGAACUCAAUAUUUGGAUCUGCAAAACCUAUUAAUACUUUAGCAAAAGAUUUGGAAAUUGAGAAACGUUUAGAGGAGAAAAUGAAAGAAAUCAAGCUAGAAAAGUUUGAUAAUAAAUCUACAAAAUCGAAUGAAAAUUGGCAUCGUCGAGAUGACAGACCCUUAAAGAGAAAUGUUGAUAAUGAUGAGAAUCAACUUGAAGAAGGCAGAGAACAUCAAGAUUACCACGAACCAGCUGAGGAUUGGGAACAAGAAGGAAAGAUAGUAAAUAAGAUGGAUACGAUCGAGAAUUCUCAUGAAAUUAGCAACUAAUCCGAACCGAUGGAGGUACAAGUACUUGAGAAUAUGGACCUAAGCAGACGAAUGGAUGCAAUUUUGCCAAAAAAG